Nothoprocta perdicaria is the source of this 1578-nucleotide messenger RNA. RefSeq names its product MAP/microtubule affinity-regulating kinase 4-like. Gene Ontology annotation, molecular function: protein serine/threonine kinase activity; tau-protein kinase activity; ATP binding. NCBI's taxonomy places the organism in Eukaryota, Metazoa, Chordata, Aves, Tinamiformes, Tinamidae. Gene Ontology annotation, biological process: microtubule cytoskeleton organization; protein phosphorylation; intracellular signal transduction. The record is from RefSeq and is a predicted model, not a curated record. Gene Ontology annotation, cellular component: cytoplasm. The transcript has 13 exons. The coding region runs from base 1 to 1578 and encodes 525 amino acids.
AUGCAUCCCCCUGGGCGCCGCCGUGUCCCGAGCCGGCGCGGCCUCAGCGCUGACCCGCGGCCCCGGUGCCCGCAGCUGGCGGGCAGCCGCUCCGAGAAGGGCUCGGGCUGGUCGAGCCGCUCGCUCGGCGCCCGCUGCCGCAACUCGCUGGCCGCCGGCGCCGACGAGCAGCCCCACAUCGGCAACUACCGCCUGCUGCGCACCAUCGGCAAGGGCAACUUCGCCAAGGUCAAGCUGGCGCGCCACAUCCUCACCGGGCGCGAGGUGGCCAUAAAAAUCAUCGACAAGACGCAGCUGAACCCAACCAGCCUGCAGAAGCUCUUCCGGGAAGUGCGGAUCAUGAAGGGGCUCAAUCACCCCAACAUCGUGAAGCUCUUCGAGGUCAUUGAGACGGAGAAGACGCUCUACCUGGUGAUGGAGUACGCGAGCGCCGGGGAGGUCUUCGACUACCUGGUGUCCCACGGGAGGAUGAAGGAGAAGGAGGCGCGGGCCAAGUUCCGACAGAUCGUCUCGGCCGUGCACUACUGCCACCAGAAGAACAUCGUGCACCGGGACCUGAAGGCCGAGAACCUGCUGCUCGACGCCGACGCCAACAUCAAGAUCGCCGACUUCGGCUUCUCCAACGAGUUCACGCUGGGCUCCAAGCUGGACACGUUCUGCGGCUCGCCGCCCUACGCGGCGCCCGAGCUCUUCCAGGGCAAGAAGUACGACGGGCCCGAGGUGGACAUCUGGAGCCUGGGCGUCAUCCUCUACACGCUGGUCAGCGGCUCGCUGCCCUUCGACGGGCACAACCUCAAGGAGCUGCGGGAGCGGGUGCUGCGGGGCAAGUACCGGGUGCCCUUCUACAUGUCGACCGACUGCGAGAACAUCCUGCGCCGCUUCCUGGUGCUGAACCCGGCCAAGCGCUGCACCCUCGAGCAAAUCAUGAAGGACAAGUGGAUCAACAUCGGCUACGAGGGCGACGAGCUGAAGCCCUACAAGGAGCCCGAGGAGGACUUUGGGGACGCCAAGCGCAUCGAGGUGAUGGUGGGAAUGGGCUACAGCCGGGAGGAGAUCAAGGAGUCCCUGAGCAACCAGAAGUACAACGAGGUGACGGCCACCUACCUCCUGCUGGGCAGGAAGAACGAGGUGGAGGCGGGCGAGUCGCGCACGGGCAGCACCCUGUCCCUGGCCCGGGUGCGGGCGCCCAGCGAGGUGGCCAACGGCACGGGCAAGGUGGCCGCGCACGGCAAGGGCCAGCGCGGCGCCGGCACCUACCACCGGCAGCGGCGGCACAGCGACUUCUGGUGGGCGUCCCGUGUCCGUGGGGUGUGGAUCGUGGUGGACACCCAGUCUCAUGGCUAUGGGGGGCAGGUCAUGAUGGGCACCCAAGCCUAUCACCCAGUCAUGGUGGGCACCAAAUGCCAUGUCCACAGGAUGCAGGUCAUGGUGGGCACCCCUUCCUACAUCCAUGGGACGCAGGUCAUGGUGGGCACCCAAUGCCGUGUCCAUGGGAUGCAGGUCAUGGUGGGCACCCUUUCCUACAACCAUGGAGUGCAGGUCAUGGUGGACACCCAAUGCCAUGUCCAUAGGAUGUAG